Messenger RNA from Eutrema salsugineum, 1646 nucleotides. RefSeq names its product transcription factor TGA5. The record is from RefSeq and is a predicted model, not a curated record. Gene Ontology annotation, molecular function: DNA-binding transcription factor activity; sequence-specific DNA binding. The coding region runs from base 438 to 1418 and encodes 326 amino acids. The transcript is spliced from 10 exons. Gene Ontology annotation, biological process: DNA-templated transcription; regulation of DNA-templated transcription. Lineage: Eukaryota; Viridiplantae; Streptophyta; Magnoliopsida; Brassicales; Brassicaceae.
AAACCCUCAGCAUCUCUAUAGGUCCACCAUCACUUCACUUGGUCUUCCCUUCCCUGCUUCUUUUCACUUUCAAGAUCGUACAACAUAAAGACCACACCUCAACGAAGAAACAAAAUUAGCGACCUUGUUCCUCGUAUCUGUUGUGUUCUAGAAAAUUCGACGUCGUGGGUGAUUGAAAUUUUCGGAUCGUAUCUCUGCUGUGCUUGUUUCAAUCCCUUUUCCCGAGCAACCCUUUUUCGGGGUUAAGCUGAAGGAUCCACUCUCCAGUUCCUCUUACGUGACCAGGAACCAAAUCAUCGUUUCUGACACUACAGAAGUGAAAUUGCUCGCCUUUACUCUUUUUAGUGGAAUACGGUGUGCACGAGGAGAAUUGUAGAAGUUUUCUACUUCAAAGGGUACCACUAUUUAGUAACAGGGAUUUGGAUGAAAAGAAUAAAAUGGGAGACAUUAGUCCAAGAACAUCAUUCUCAACAGAUGGCGAAACCGAUCAUAAUAACAUAAUGUUCGAUGGAGGCCAUAUGGGUGACUCUAGCGACCGUUCAAAGGAUAAACUGGAUCAGAAGACGCUUCGUAGGCUCGCUCAAAACCGUGAGGCUGCAAGGAAAAGCAGAUUGAGGAAGAAAGCAUAUGUUCAGCAGCUAGAGAACAGCCGAUUGAAGCUAACACAGCUUGAGCAGGAGCUGCAAAGAGCAAGGCAACAGGGUGUCUUUAUCUCAAGCUCUGGAGAUCAAGCCCAUUCUACCGCUGGAAAUGGGGCAAUGGCAUUUGAUGUAGAAUACAGACGGUGGCAAGAAGAUAAAAACAGAAAGAUGAAGGAGCUGAGUUCUGCUUUGGAUGCUCAUGCGAGUGAUGCUGAGCUUCGGCUAAUUGUAGACGCGGUAAUAGCUCACUAUGAGGAGCUUUUCAGGAUAAAGAGCAACGCAGCUAAGAACGAUGUCUUCCAUUUAUUAUCAGGAAUGUGGAAAACACCAGCUGAGAGAUGUUUCUUGUGGCUUGGUGGUUUCCGUUCAUCAGAAAUUCUCAAGCUUAUAGCGAAUAAGUUGGAGCUGUUGACGGAACAACAAUCGCAAGAGCUAAAUAACUUGCAAGAGUCUUCUCAACAAGCAGAAGAUGCUAUGUCUCAAGGGAUGGACAACUUACAGCAAUCACUCUCUGAUUCUUUGUCUAGCGGGACUCUUGGUUCAAGUUCAUCAGGGAACGUCGCUAGCUACAUGGGUCAGAUGGCCAUGGCGAUGGGCAAGUUAGGUACACUCGAAGGAUUUAUACGCCAGGCUGAUAACUUGAGGCUACAAACAUAUCAACAGAUGUUAAGAAUAUUAACAACCCGACAAUCGGCUCGGGCUCUCCUUGCGAUACACGAUUAUUCAUUGCGGCUACGUGCUCUUAGCUCUCUAUGGCUUGCCAGACCAAGAGAGUGAAUUAAUCACAUAUACCACUCUUUAGUCUUUUACCUUCAAAGAAGGCGAGCUUCCCAAGAUUCUUAGAGCAUGUAUAUGAUUUGAGGAGUUUAGACAUCUAGCUCUUUUACAAGAAUAUGAUUAUAUUGUGAUGUGUUAUGCAUUUCAUUAGUGUAGUUUUCAAAUUGUAGGAAAAUUCAGUGUACUUUGGGGUAUUUAUCAAAAUCUUAGAAAAUAUUCGUUCGAUCA